AUGAAGGUGUGCAGUAAGCGGUCUGUACUUGCAGGUGUGAAAAAUAGUUUAUCAAGUUUGAGACGUAUGAGCAGCUUACAGCGGUUCCCAUUUGAGACGCAAAAUGGCGAGCAUUAUUGGGCGGCUAAAGAUAAUAGGAGCUAUCAGUCUGCGAGGGCAGGAUUCAAAGGCGCCACAUUCGCGCACCAAGCGGAUUUACCAUCUUUGGUGGUGCCCGAACUGAACCAAACAAUGGCAAAGUAUCUCGAGUCUAUCAAGCCUUUCUGUAAGGACGCGUCGGAGUACUAUAAACAGGAGCUGUUGGUCAGGGAUUUCCUGGGCAACAUGGGGCCUGUUCUGCAUCAGCGGCUCGUCAAGUUUUCGGAAGGCAAGAGAAAUUGGAUGUCGGAGUUUUGGGACAACCAGUCGUACUUGGAGUACAACGACCCUGUAGUUCCGUAUGUGUCUUAUUUCUACACCCAUCAGAGGCUGCCAAAAUCGCACAAGCGGAUCGAUGCAGAUCCGCUGUUGAAGGCUACCGCAAUUAUAGUCACAGCUAGUAGAUUCAUCGAGGCGCUGAAGGACCAAUCUUUACCGCAGGAACUGAUUAAGGGGACGCCCUUUUGUAUGAACAGCUUUGAGUUGAUGUUUAACAGUUGUCGAUUACCGGGCAAUGCCGAGGACAAUCGCGAUACAAGUAUUUUCUAUUCGAUCUAUGAAAAUAACUUCAUCAUUGUGUCUUUCAAAGGUAAUUACUACAAAGUUCUGACACAUAAUGAGAGUGACGGUACUCCUUUAAACCCACGUGAAAUCUGGGAACAGCUAUAUUUCAUCGUUAGUGGCUUGAACUCUCAGUUGCAAUCUGACACCAAUGCUGGUAUCGGAUUGUUAACGAGUCUGCCACGUGACCAAUGGAGAAAAGUGCAUCACGAAUUAGCAAAGAACCCAUUGUCUAAGGAUUCCCUGUCGACAAUCCACAAGGCCUCGUAUUUAUUAGCACUGGAUUUAGAUGAUCAACCGAUAAGCCUGGAGGAAAAAUCAAGAAAUGCGUGGCACGGUGAUGGCAUCAAUAGAUUUUUCGAUAAGUUUGUACAGUUCUUUGUUUGUGGUAAUGGCAGUUCAGGAUUCUUGGGUGAACACUCGAAGAUGGAUGGUACCCCGACAUGCUUUUUAAACCACUACAUUUGCAAAGAAAUUUCAAAUUUGGCACCAACAGAAUUCAUUGAUAACGUAUUCAAUAGACAGAAAAGUUCAGUCUUGCCUGCAAAAGAUGUUACUCAUUUACCAUUCUUGAUAACGCCGUUUAUUAAAGGUUGGAUUGAAAAAGCUAAUGAAUUAUUUGCUGAAACAAUGGAUGAACACGAUUUGAGGGUGUGGCAUUAUAAUAGGUAUGGCAAGAAUUUCAUCAAAAAACAAGGUAUGUCACCAGAUGCAUUCAUCCAACAAAUAAUUCAAUUGGCAGUUUAUAGAUACUUGGGUAAACAGUUACCAACUUAUGAGGCAGCAUCAACAAGAAAGUUUUUCAAAGGUCGCACUGAAACUGGUAGAUCGGUAUCAAUUCCAUCAGCGAAGUUUGUUUCAACUUGGGAAGACCCAUCAGCGACAAUUUCAGAGAAAAUUGACGUUUUGAAAAAAUCAGCUAAAUACCACUCCGAUUAUUUGAAAGCAGCUGCAGCAGGUAAUGGUAUUGACCGACAUUUCUUUGGUAUGAAAAAUAUGUUACAGAAUUCUGAUGAGACUCCGAAAUUAUUUCAAGAUCCACUUUUUAAUUAUUCAUCGACAUGGUUAAUUUCAACUUCACAACUGUCAUCUGAGUUCUUUAGUGGUUAUGGCUGGUCCCAAGUUAAUGACAAUGGAUUUGGUCUGGCUUAUAUGCUGAAUAAUGAGUGGUUGCAUAUUAAUAUCGUUAACAAACCUAUGAAAAGUGGGCUGUCGGUAAACAGCAUGCACUAUUACUUGUGUGAAGCAGCGGAUGAAAUCGCGGAUACUUUAAUAUCAUCUGCAGAACCUUUGAAAUCGAAACUAUGA
Molecule: messenger RNA, 2007 nt
Organism: Zygotorulaspora mrakii
Lineage: Eukaryota; Fungi; Ascomycota; Saccharomycetes; Saccharomycetales; Saccharomycetaceae
Gene: CAT2
Product: carnitine O-acetyltransferase CAT2
Exons: 1
Coding region: 1-2007 (668 amino acids)
Biological process (GO): carnitine metabolic process
Cellular component (GO): mitochondrion; peroxisome
Molecular function (GO): carnitine O-acetyltransferase activity
Source: RefSeq, a predicted model, not a curated record